Scleropages formosus (Asian bonytongue) is the source of this 3193-nucleotide messenger RNA. RefSeq names its product EPS8 signaling adaptor L1a (gene eps8l1a). Bases 593 to 2125 code for a protein of 510 amino acids. The transcript has 16 exons. Lineage: Eukaryota; Metazoa; Chordata; Actinopteri; Osteoglossiformes; Osteoglossidae. Gene Ontology annotation, molecular function: actin binding. The record is from RefSeq and is a predicted model, not a curated record. Gene Ontology annotation, biological process: positive regulation of ruffle assembly; Rho protein signal transduction; regulation of Rho protein signal transduction. Gene Ontology annotation, cellular component: ruffle membrane; plasma membrane; vesicle.
CGGUGCUGUGCACAACGGGCUCCUCUCCUCUCCUCAACAUAAUCCAGUGAAAAGGAUGUCACUUUACAUGGGUACACAUAGGACGCUGGACACUGGACGCUGGGCCCCGCGCAGCGCCCGGUCUCCUCAGCCGGAAAAGGACACGCCUCUGACUGCAACUUUGACUGAGACGACUGACAGAGAAUGACUGCUUGAAGACUGAGACGACUCUCCCAAGCGGCAGAGAGGCGACGGACCCAAUUGCAGGUGCACCAGUUUUAUUGAGGGGACAGGUGAAAACUCGUGGUCCAUAAACAGUUUAGACGUGUGUCAAAUAGCGCAGCCUCACCAGAACACAGAGCGGGUGCCCGUGGGCGCAUCACCCCCUCCCGAGUGGCGUGCGGUUCCAACAGGCAAUGGGUGAUGGUGUCACGCUCAAGUACCCGGGAGGACCGUGGAGCUGGACCGGUUCUUCAAGUUCCUGCAUAACUGCUGAAGGCGUGACGGCAGGAGUAUUCAGCUGAAGAGAGCGCAGGCGCUCAGAGAUACAUACACACACUGAGAGGGCGGCGAGCUCCCGGGCACACGCAGCACACAGAAACCAGUCUGAUCCAUGGAGCAGCAGGUAAAGACCCCUCCUCCUGUAGCUCCUCGCAACCCUGGAGCCUUCAGGAAGGUGUCAGGGGGGCCAAACAGCCCUUCUUCGUCCUUCCCCGGGACCACAGUGAAUGGACUCCACAAUGAGCUCAACUCCAAAUCUACAGCACAACUGCAGAGAGAAGUGGAAAUCCUGAACCACUGCUUCAGCGACAUCGAGGCCUUCAUGGGGCGACUGCAGCAGGCUGCCGAGGCCAGCAGUGUCCUCGCCCAGAGGAAGACCAAGAAGAAGAACAGCCGCAGGAAGGAGCAGGAUGGAGAGAGCAAAGACGACCUGCUGAUGCUGAGGGCCCGACCGCCGCAGGAGGACGAGUUUGUGGACAUCUUCCAGAAACUCAAGUACUGCUUUAGCCUGCUGGCGCGCCUGAAGCCCUUCAUCGCUAACCCCACGUCAGAGGAGCUGCUGCACCACAUCUUCUUGCCCCUGGAUCUGCUGGUGAAGACAACCGGAGGGCCGGCACUGGGGGCGAGCGUGGUGAGCCCAGCCUUGAGCAGCGGAGCCGUGGCCCUUUUGCAGGGGCACCUGACUGAGGAGGAGCAGCAGCUGUGGACAGCUCUGGGGUCCAACUGGACACAGCCACGGUCCCAGCUUAGAGAGGUUGUCUCCCCCUACAUACCCCUGUUCUCGGAUGGAUGGACACCCGCGGCCUUUGACCCCGAGGGACAGCCGUGGGAGGACCCUGUUGAGCUGCAGCACAACCAAGACCAAUUAAGGGACAGAAUCCAGCGCUCCUCCAGCGUGUCCGCCCAGCGAGCCGCCUCUCCAGAGCAGUUCGCCGACCACAUCGAUGCCCUGCCAGAGGCAGAGAGGAUGUACGUGUGCUGCUACGACUUUGUGGCGCGGAACAGCAGCGAGCUCUCCGUGCUGCACGGCGAGAUACUGGAGGUGAUCGAGUCGUCCAAGCGUUGGUGGAAGUGCCGCAAUCGUUACGGCCAAAUCGGCUUCGUGCCCUUCAACAUCCUGGAGCCCAAGGGGGGGUCCAAGGGGGAGCCCAAGCCAGUGAACAGGCACCACUCCAUGGCUGUGACGAGCCUUUCGGGCCCCGCUGAGGCGCAGCCCUGGGCCAGUCGGCCGUACAGCCAGCCGCCAGACAGCGACAGAGUCAUGGUGGUGAACGACGAGCUCCUGGGGAAGCUGGCCAGAAGGAAGUCCGGCAGCGGAGCACCUCCGGUGGAUCGCCGCAGGUCCAGCACGUCGGAGCCCCUCACCUACCAGUCGAGCCCCAGCAGGGUGGAGAAGUGGCUGCGGGGAAAGGGCUUCAGUGAGAGGACAGUGCAGAGCCUGGGUGUUCUCACUGGCGCACAGCUCUUCUCCCUCAACAAGGAGGAGCUGCGCUCAGUUUCUCCAGAGGAGGGCGCUAGGAUCUACAGCCACAUCAUGGUGCAGAAGUCUUUGCUGGAGGACGAGCGGAGGGUCACGGAGCUCGAGACGGUCAUGGAGAAACAGAAGAUCAAAGUGGACCAGAAGGAGGACAGCGGCAGGCUGUGAGCGUGGGGGUCAGCGACGGUGCUUGUGGCAUGGAUGCAGUGGCAGCAGUUCCGCUACAGUGGUUUCUCCACUUCGACAGGGACACAAGCAGACACGCACACACAGGGGUGUGUAAGGGUGUGACUGGUAUCGUAAGUAAGACCUGUAUUCAGUGUAAUUAACGCUAAUGAUCCGUCUCUGUUUAGUCCCCAUUAAGGACCUUCUCCUGCAACAUCUUCUCAACAUGUGGUGUCCACUAGCAAUGCAGAGCUUUGUUUGGUGGGGGGGCCUGUCCUGGGUAAACAGCCCCAUGUGCAGCUUUCUCAGCGUGUGACAUGUAUGAAGAUCAAAUGUGUUCGUACGUAAUGAUCACACUGCUUUACUCUUUAGACCCCUGUGCGAUACCAGAGUAUUGUGCAGAAUUGCUCUGGAUCGCAACGAGAGAAAUAAAACCGAGUCGGGCUCCUAUGGUCACGCAUCUCGCUGUCUUCCUCGGCGAACUGUCGCUGAAACACAGACAUGGGCUGUUAACACAUUAACGUCCCAAAUCCCAGAGCGGAACAGACACUGACACGAGAACACGGCAGAGGAACGUGGGGCAAGCGGGCUCCACCGAGCGGCACGGUGGCCACACUCCAAGCACACGCCGACAUACGGUGCGGGGGGUACGGCUGGCAGUUCACCUCGCCGCAGUUCGCACGCACGCGCACACACACGGAAGGGUCCCACUGCCCACGGACGGACAGCCAACAGGCAGAGAUUCAGCAUCUCGAGUCGAAACCUGAAUUUUCUCAACAAAUCAAAUUUGGUGUCUUGUUAACAAGUAAAAAUAUGUAUUUUCAUCACUUAAACUCAUAUCGCAAUCCAUGCUUCCUCAACAACGCACCUUCUGAAGGUUUAAAGGCCUAAAAAAUGUCCUUUUCUAAAUUUCUAUCUUUUUUCUCUUUGAGAGUGUUGCCUCUGUUAUGUCACAUAUGAGGAAACAAUAAAUAUAUUUUGGGUCCUAAUCUCUGGACAGUUUGUGCACUUUUUAUACCUCUGACUUCUGUGAAUUUGUUUUCAAUUUAGCAAUUAAGUGCAGUUGACAAA